This is a messenger RNA of Cyanidioschyzon merolae strain 10D, 1845 nucleotides long. RefSeq lists its product as hypothetical. The coding region runs from base 1 to 1845 and encodes 614 amino acids. NCBI's taxonomy places the organism in Eukaryota, Rhodophyta, Bangiophyceae, Cyanidiales, Cyanidiaceae. The transcript has a single exon. The record is from RefSeq and is a predicted model, not a curated record.
AUGAAAGUCAGCGGGCGACAAGCGGAGUCCUCUUGGUCGCCGCUGACGCCCAGCGCAAAAGUUGUCCAGCGAACCGAAGGCACUCUGCUAGACCUGACCGAAUGGCCUACGUCGCUAGAUCCAGAGUCAUGGACUGUUGACCACGCCACCUACGCGUGUCUAUGGAAUGACGAGCAGCCGCUUUCUUCGCUUUGGAGCAACGAGGAGCUCGACAGUCAGCAGGUCGAGCUGCCUCUCAGCACCGAACGGAAUAUUCUUACACUGAACUCUCCUGGUCAGCCCUGCAACCCAAGUGGCAAUGAUCUACUCACCGCACAGCUACCUAUGAAGGAAGUGAAAGAAGCACGUGCGAGCGUUUUGGACGAUAUGGCUGCGAGCCGUGCGCUCCCGGAGGGCUCUAAUCUGCUCACGCUGGCGCAGCGUACUGUUCAUACGGCUGGUGGCGGCACUAUCAGCGUUCGCUUUAGAGACGAUAGAGCCCUGAACGCCGAUACCAGUCUCGCUCAAAGCGUUUGUGAAGAGGCGGCAUUCACUGAAGCUCGCGGCUUUCUCGGGGCGAGCACCGUUUGCUGCCACACUGGCGGCCAUGUUGCGGCACAAGUGCUUUGUCGUGAUGGCAACAUGAAGUCUUGCGAUACGGGUCCCAAGAAUCAGGUUUACAUGAAAGCGGCGGAUUCUGACGACUUCAUCGGGGCCUCGGGUUUCGCGCCAGACGCCUCAGCGCCUGGCAAAGAGAUCACCUCACCCUUGCCGUGGACGGCGGAUCACCGGCAAGUUCCAGCAUGGCCGCGGCACGCUAGGCGAAUACGUGCCCCCUUGAACCUGGAGAAUACCCUGAGGUCCACGAAUAUGGCGCUGGGACCAGAACAGCAUAUCGAUGACAAAGGUUUACCAGGAUCCGGGGACACAUCUCCGCGGAAACCGAGCACCGCUCCCGAAGAUUUCGAGGAUUUCGGAUCAACAGCUGUUGGCAUGGACCGAAUCGAGCGUGAUUCGGCGCUAUCCGGAGAAGCGUCAGCGAUUCUGGACUCGCAAUCGGCACUUCAUUGUGCAGAGUGGCUUCAUGAAUGGAAUGAGAGCGCGGAUCCGUGGCGCACGUCACUGGCUUCAUCGGGUCUCGCCAGCACCCCUAAUCUGCAUAGCUCUUCCCGAGGAAAUUUGAUCGAUCCAGAAACAACGGCGACAUCGGCGUCAAAUCUGCCUGCAUACAACAUAUGUGGUGGCUUGCUCCUGGGAACGCUGCAAACGACCGUCAUCGCCAUCGACUGCUCCCAGACGGCGCACGGGGAUGCACCGACUGCAACCCGCUGGCAAACCUCGCGUGAAGCUGAGACUGGAGAGGCGCGGCACCAAGGCAUGAGCCUCCAACGAUGCCAGAUCGGAGACGUUCUCAAGCAAAAGCGAUCUCGCGAACGAGAUCAUCUAGAGGACUCGAUGGAUCAGGUUCCCGCUGAUGCUCACUUCAACGCAAUGCUUCACAUGUCGAAGAGCCUGGUUCAAGGAGACGACGACGAUGACGUUCCGCAACAGACGUCCGUGACGUAUGCAACCCCUGCACGGAAGCGACAGCGCCGCUGUGACGAUCCGCCCGGGCAUCGGCAUUCGUUGCAUGCGGGGUUACCACCCUUGCAAAGCACGGCGCAUCCACUGGCUACCGGCAACAAUGCCGCGGACUUGGAUAGCAGGCGCUCACUGCGGGACUUUGUGGUCAACAGAAUCGGAGCGUUUCGGCGCAUGGUACCUCGCCUGCGCGAAGCCGGUCCGUACUGGCAACUCGAAAACGGCACGACUUGGCGCGCGCCGGUGGUACUUGCGGAUCCAACGCCGGCGCUUCAUCUUCUCUAA